AGUCAUUAAAUAAACAUGCCCUGCCUCACAGCAAUCAUUUCAUUUCAUUCAUUCCCAUAUAAAAGAAAAGAUGUACACUUUUUCCUUCUCCUUUUUGACUCUCUGAGUCACCUUCUCCUUUCUCCUUUUGCUUCCGUCUGUUACAAACCCACACACAGUUGUGGUACACUAACACACAGUCUCUCCCGAGAAAAGGGGGACGCUUUUUCCUCUGCCGAUUCUUCAAAAACAUCUCAGUGUACACACACUACUAAUACGCAGAGCGGCAUUGUCGAGAAAAUAACCCGUUCUCUCAGGAUGGAAGCCCAAGCAUUUGCUUCAAGUUCUUUGUGUACCGAAGUUGACGAGAAGAAUCUUAAGCAAUUGCUGGAAGCUUUUGGUUCUGUUGUUUCCCUUAAGGAUAUAGCUUCGGCCUACUGUGAAACAGGUCGAAACUUGAAUUCUACAGCUGAAAUACUCUGUAACAUGCAGGGCAGCACUUCUGGAACUUGUUCCUCAAAAUCACAGAACAAUGCUGAAAACACGAGUAGCCCUUCUUCUUCUUCUUCUUCUGUGUGCCCAUCGAAUAACAUUUCGGAAAAUGUUGAUAUUGGUAAAACAAAGCCGAAAAAGGGUUCAGCGUCUAUGGGAACUGUGUCUGAUGUGAUUGGAAAGGAUUACAUUAGACCCAAAUCCCAGUCAAAUGGAUUGAAUGAGAAGUCGAAACCGGUGAUAAUAAACUCGGAUGAUAUUCCAGUAUCUGAGAUUUGGGAUGAGAAACCGGAGUUGGAUUCUGGCUCACAGAGUGAAUCCAUGGAUAGUGAUCUUGAAGAAUUUCUUUUUAAGAUGCUUGGAAAGGGAUUUCAGCUCGACAAGAGUGUAAUACAGGACGUUAUUGGUCAAUGUGGGUACAAUAUGUCAAGGAGCAUUGAUAAACUCCUCGAUAUGUCAGUACAAACCCUGGAAAAGAGUGAUGAUGUUAUUGGCGUAGGUGCUGGAAAUGCGAAACCUUCUUCUUCUAGAAGAUUGGACACUAAUGUGGAGAAUGGAGGUGAAUUAAUAUUACCUCGGGCAGAGACGAAAACGAAGGACGUUCAAAGAGAAGUUUUAGAGUCACUAUUCAGUGUGCCUGACAGAUUUGAAGAAAAGGAGGUUACCCCAAUUAGACCAGUUAGGCGGUCACCUCAUGGUCAGAUUGUAACCAAACCGCCCGACGACAUAAUCAUAGAGGAUUUUACUUUUAUUACAAGACAACUAGUUAAUCAUAGAAAUGAUGAUGAAAAUCAGAUGAGCUAUGACGACAUGCGCAAAGCUUUGACGGAGUACUGGGCUUCGAUGAAGGAAUCGUUUAAAGCUGCUCUGGAUGCAUAUAUUAAAAAGGAUUACGAAAAUGCGUAUAGACUUAAGGAAGAGGGUAAUUAUUAUAUGAUGAAAGCCCGAGAAACGGAUGAAAAAUCUGCUCAAAAACUCAUCAAUAACAGAGAUGAGGAUGAAGAAUUUUCUAUUAAAAUGCAUCAUCUCGAGCCAAAGGAAGCUCUGUACAUAUUGAAAUUUCAAUUGACUUCUCUUUCUGGUUUGCCAACUAUUCGCUACUUGAAGUUUGCAGUCGGGACCAAUACCGGUGACCAGAAAGAUAAGCGGCGAAAGCGCCUUAUUACUAAGCUUUUGGAGAAGGAGGGGAUUCCUUGGACCGAAGAAGGAAAUGGAUUGAUUAUAUCAGUUCGGGCAGACGAGAUUGAUCCGAGCAAGCUCAGUUUUGCAAAGAAAUGAACAAUUUCAUAUUAUUUGUUCUCUUUGAGAUUACGAACUCACAUUGAGGGCACCUUUUUUUUUUUUUUUUUUUUUUUUUUUAUAAUGACCUCAGAAAUUUUCAUUUUACUGUAUCUCAAUUCCUUGCAUUAAUCAUUGAGUUGAUGCUCGUUUUCCGGACUGAUUCGAAUGAAUUUUGAGAAAGUAAAAAUUGUGAUUUGAAAGCUUAGUUUAUGAUUAUAGAAUUUUCUCUUCAUUUCUCGAUGAAUGCGGCGAAGAAGGGUUUUCACUUUGUUUGGAUAAAGGAUGAACACCUAAUGAAAUUUUACUUUUCAAUGA
Molecule: messenger RNA, 2067 nt
Organism: Erythranthe guttata (spotted monkey flower)
Lineage: Eukaryota; Viridiplantae; Streptophyta; Magnoliopsida; Lamiales; Phrymaceae
Gene: SDE5
Product: silencing defective 5
Source: RefSeq, a predicted model, not a curated record